AUCCCUGUCAAUACAUUUAAACGUAGUUUUUGAAUUGGUCAUAAUGUUCAAAUCGAUUUUUCUACUAGGCCUCAUGGCUAAUGUGCUUCUCAUGGUGUCUUCUGCAGACACGUGUUCAGGACAGAAUGAAGUAUAUAAUACAUGCCCUGUUACCUGUCCACCGCAAACUUGUGCGGCUAUAGGCCAGACUUACAGUUGUCUUAGUAUUCCGGUAAAUAAGACCUCAGACCCUGGAUAUUGUCAGCCUGCUUGUGUAUGUGAAGACGGUUACCUCAGAAAUGAUAACAACGUUUGUAUACCCAAAGAAGAUUGUUAAAACUGCAACAAUUCUGACAGCCCCUCUAAUGAAAAUCGUCCACCAUAUAUAAGUACAAUACUAUGGAAAUCACAAAAUAUUUACUGGUUACCUACGGCACCAUAUUUAAUGGAAGUGUUACGUCUCUUGUCAGAAACUGACAAUAAUGGCCACACUGUCUAGGUGUAAUGGUUUAACACCCUCUCUCACAUUCCGAUUGUCGCGGAUUCCAUCUCCGUAUAAUUCAAACAUGUACAUUGAUUAAUAUGUGUACCAAUAAUGAUUUGUAUUGAUAUGAACAUUUUCUAUGUAUUACUAUAUAAAAUAUAAACAAUAUAAUUAUU
Molecule: messenger RNA, 639 nt
Organism: Galleria mellonella (greater wax moth)
Lineage: Eukaryota; Metazoa; Arthropoda; Insecta; Lepidoptera; Pyralidae
Product: venom serine protease inhibitor-like
Exons: 3
Coding region: 44-316 (90 amino acids)
Source: RefSeq, a predicted model, not a curated record